AUGCAAAAACUAGAAACAACAGCAUGCCAAGAAGCCGAUUUUAUGCUAAAUGAUGCUUACUGCAAGCUAAGAAAAUCUCCUACCCGGCAAUCCUCUCUGCUGAUCGAUCCUCCGCCACACUAUCCGAAUCUUCCCAGUCCCUUACUUAAUGACAGCACGCCGCUGUUCAACACAUCGUCCUCCGGCAACAGCCCUAAUCCCGCAUCACCAUCAACUACCUACACGUCACUUAGCGCUGGCCAUCACUCCACUUCACCGCCGGCCACUUUACUGGCCUCCCCUUCGCCAGCGUCCUCCCCCACAACGACGGCGGCGGCGACGACAACGGCUGCGAUCACGACGGCAACAACCGGCAGUUCCACUUCCGCCCCAUUUAACCAUCAUCACGUGGAAAAGCGACUGGCAUCCGAUGCGUCCUGCUACGGGAGCCCUUCGAAGAAAACCAAACUCUCUGGCGCAUCGUCAGCAGCAACGUCGUCGUCGUCGCUGUUCUCGUCUGCAUCGUCUGCAUCGUCUUGUCACGUCUUCGCACCAUCGCCAUCAUCGUCUUCCGUCCUUUAUCGUCAGCAUCACCAUCAUCACCAUAACAGUGGGGGAGAUGCGGGAAGUGGAGGAAGCAACGCCAGUGGUAACGGUGGUACCAUGCCUAGCUCGGUACUGCAGCAAACGCAGAGGCUUGUCGAUAGUCAUACGUGCUUCUCUCCAGCAUCCGGCGGCACGACCGGGCACGGGGCUGCCAGUGAAAGUUUAAACAUACAUGACAAGCUCAGGGAGUUGUUUCUGGAGCUACUGGUGGAGGACUCUAGCGAAAGCGACAGACUUAGCUUAAGGAAUACAUCGUUUCUGCUGGAAAAGCUAAUACUACGCGAACAGCUGAACACGCUAAUAGUGAAUCUAUACCCGGGCAACAAAGGAUAUUCGCUAGCAUUUCGAAUAGGAUCGCAAGAGGAUGGAGGUCGAAAUGUUUCGAAGAGUGGUUCAUCGGCAAAUCUGACAGCCUUUUCGUCGAUGGGCACGGGAGUUGGGCCACCGUCCGCUUCCGGCAAUGAUUCCCUGACGUUAAACGCUAGUAGUGAUCUCAAUAGUGAAAAGCUGCAGGAAACCAUACAAUGGCCAUACGAGGAAGAAGAUUUGCUAGACUCUAUCGAUCGAGAGGAGCUGCCGUUGGUGUUAGUGGACAUACUGGAGAGUAAGUGUCCUGCGUUGUUCUACUGCGGUUGCGUGGUUGCUGAGGUGCGUGACUAUCGGCAAUCGUUUCCUAUUUUUACCUGUGAUACUUUCCACGUGUUACUGAAACCCACCAAUCAGACCUUGUUGGCCGACGUGAAUAUCCUAACGGCGGAAGGCGAGUGGAGUGCUGAGGAUAAGCUGGUGCUCGAAAGUCAGCUUGUUCUGGCGACGGCGGAACCACUUUGCCUCGAUCCGAAUCCGGCGGUCGGGACGAUGUCUAUCAAUCAGUAUCAUCGAAGGCAACUGCUCAAUACCGCCCCUAUUCGCCGGCAGGCAAAGAAGUUUUCCCAGAUCGCAGUCAACCGGAAAAGGAAAACUGACCAAUUCACACACAACUACGGGAUGGAGCUGAGUGAUUUUCUUAACAAAUUCCGGUCACGCCCACCGCGCCAACAGAGCGUACGACGUGGUGUGGUCAGUUUCACUCUACCCAAGAAGCCGUCCGAGGUGGUGCCAACGGUCAACUUGCCCAAUUUGGAACUACCCGAGCUGGCGAUACCGUCGGAGGUAAAUGUGGAAAAGUACGCUCGCAAGUAUGAAGCGCCUAAGGAGAGCCGUGACUGCAUACCGCAACUGAUCGAAGAGUACAUUCUUGAGACGGACCGCGUUGUAAAUCGGGGUGAUACACGCGUGUACCAUAUUAAGCUUUCUAUCUUUCAACGGCCGUCGAAUUCGGAAUACCUUGGCGAGUUGUAUGUUGAUCGAGACUAUCGUGAGAAUGAGCGGAACGGUGAGGCUUGUCAAUUUUCACUCGGUACGCGAGCACACGCCCAUCGUUACAUUCAACAGUUUACGGAAAUUUUCACCGAGGAGGGAAGAAAAUCGGUCAAAAUAACGCAUCUGGUUCCGGGACAGGUUCCCAAAGUGCUGCACACCGCAGGUAUGCGCGAACAGAACCAGCAACAACAGCAACAACAGCAGCAGCAGCAGCAGCAGCAACAGCAGCAGCAGCAGCAACAGCAGCAGCAACAACAGCAGCAGCAACAACAGCAGCAGCAUCAGCAACAACAGCAACAACAACAGCAGCAGCAGCAGCAACAAUUGCAGCAACAGCAUCAUCAACAGCAAAUACAGCAACAAAUAUCUCAGAUACAACAACGACUACAAUCUCAUCCAACCCAAGCGUUGAUCACACGGUUGCAAGCAACUAAUCCGGCCUUGGCAUCACAAAUUGCGACGGCAACGGGUGUUAACGGUAACAUCACACUGAACGCAACGAACCCAAACACACUCCCGGGCAAUCAAUCACAGCAGCCACAACCAUCGCUGACUACCGCGCAGUCGACCGUACACCAGAGUUUGUCCCAUCAGCAGCUCAUAUCGACUACGACCUCGGGUCCGAACAUUAUAAGUAUUGGACCGGCGGCUUCUUCGACGACGCAGCCACAGCAGUCUCCCGUCCAGCAGUCGGCGCAAACCCAGAUUCACAUUCAACCACAACAUCUGAUAGCAUGUUCUGGCCACCAACAGCAACUGUUUAACACAAACCCCUGUGAUACAAACAACGCAUCGACCAGCAUCGUAGGUACUGCCGCCGGUACGACAUCGAGCAACGUGGCAACUUCACAAGGCACGACCAUAACGCUGCAAACCCAACCAUCGUCCCAGCAACAACAGCAGCAGCAGAUCCAACAAAGUCAACCGCCCCAGCAGACAUUGAGCUUGAGCAAUGGAUCACUGUUGCUCGUGCAACCUUCUGGGCAGAUAUCGAACCUAACAAUGACUACUAAUGCUGCAGGACAGCAGCAACUAUUAGCAACGGCUGCCGGAACGGGAACUGUUGGUAACACCGUCGGGAAUGCGGUAAGCGGUGCACAAAGUUUUACCUUUGCCUCGGGUGGGCAAACGGCCACCAUUAUAAAUCAAACCGGUGCUCGAACCCUUGGUAAUACUGUCCCACUGCUCGUGCGGCUCGACAACACGAAGAUGUCGCGGGAUGCUGCGGGUAAUUUAAUAUCAACCAUUUCGCAACAAGCUACUCCCUCUGGACAAGUACAACUGCAAGCACAACAACAAAAUGUGGUACAAAUCCAGCAACAGCAGCAGCAGCAGCAACAACAGCAGCAGCAGCAGCAGCCGCAACAAGCCCAGCAAUUGCAGAAUGCUGCUGGAUCGAUUCAUACGACCAAUCCGGAAAUAAAGGCAAUCGCUAUAAGCAUUAUGAACUCAGCCAACCAGUUUACGAACCGUCAACAGCAGCAACAGCAGCAACAAUCGACCGCGAAGUCAAGCAGCAAUGCCGCUAUUCUUAGUCUCCUUAACAGUGCACCUGCUGCGAUGACCAAUUCACCGGUAUUGAGUAGCAGUCUCACACUGCCCGCUGGUAAAACGGUGACUGAGCUGCAACAGCAGCAGCAGAACCAGCAGCAACAGCAUCAACAACACACAAUCCACCAUCUUCAAACGGCAGGGGGAGGUACGGCGGCUACGAUAAGUGGAAGCGCUGCAGCAGCACUGUUCAAUAGUGUCGGGGGGCGUAAGAUAAAUAUUCAACAAGCGCAGGCCAACCAAAACCGCAUUCUUAACCAUGCUAAUCUAAUCACCGUCAGCGGUGGUACCGGUACCAACAAUCAUCAAACGCAGAUCAUCAAUAUCCAGGCGAGUGAUUUGCAGCAGCAGCAACAUCAAUCUGGCCAGCAGUCAACUCAAUCGGUAGCUCAACAACAGCAGCAGCAGCAGCAGCAACAACAGUCGCAACAGGCAGGAAAUAUUCGGGUUACGAUGUCCGCUCUUGCUACCCAACUGGCAUCACCCCCCGCAAUCCUAACCACUUCGAACCUGCCCCAGAGUUUUAAUGUCGCUGCUGCAGUUGGUGCUACUUCGGGUGGCAAUGUUGCUGGCACGACCGUUUCAACAGCGAAUACUGGCACGUUUAGUGGUGGCACUGGAAUUUCCACUGCUGGGAGUAAACUUAUCAUAAACAACGCCAAUCAGCGUGUGCUGAACAUCAAUGCCAAUCCGGGAACGGCCACAUCAACGGCGGCCGUUGUUGCUGCUGCCUUCGGUGGGGCGAUACGGCGUGUUAGCGCAACGGGCAAUCCUGGAGCUGCCGAGGGGAUUCAGAUGCAAAUUCAGGGACUCACUGCCUCGCAGAGCUCAACGAACCUAGCUGGAACGGGUGGAAACGUUAGCAACCUGGCCGGUAUCACGUCGGACAGUGGGUUGCGUCGCACCGUUGUACCAGAUCAGCUACAGAUACAGAGCAUUGCUUCGCCCGGUAGUGAUCACUCCAACACAUCAUCAGUUUCUCUGACCAGCAAUGGUGGUGGGGGUGGCGGCACCACAGGAACAGUAAACGGUGCUAACGCAAACAACAUCAUCUUUAACAACAUGUCCGGUUUGACGGCAUUGCUCGCCAACAGUGCCACUUCUGGUGUGGGCCAACCCACACUAGCUACCAGUAUCAGUGGUAGUGGCGAUGGUACGAUGCAGAACACGGUAUCUGUGGUCGGAGCUACGACCGUCGUUGGUCUGGGCGGGAUGUCAAACAGCGCAAAUAGUAGCACCAACAUCACCAGUACCAACGCCACCAGCAACGCUACCGUGUGUGGCAAUAAUAACGCAAACUCAGCAUUAAUCGAAAGACUGACUUCAUCUAGUAGCUUAAAUAUAACUAAUAAUAGUAACCUGCCGGCAGCGAGUCCCGGAUUGCAGUUUACCAUACCUUCGCCAAAAACGCCUCAGCAGCAAUCUCAAGCGCAUAUGCAGAUACAAUCACCUGCUGGAUCGAUAUCGCCUCUCUCUAGUCCUCCGCCCCAGGUCACCAUCCAUCCGCAGCAGCAUCCAACCCAGCAACCGCAGCACAGCCAACUGCAGGCGCAAGUUGGACAGCAGCAGCAACAAUCUACGACGGUCAAUUUGCAAGGACUGAACUUUGCCAGCCUACACGGUGCAAUGACUUCCAUUCCCGGAUUGCAGAACGUGCAGGUACAAAUUCCAGGCCUUGCGCAGCCGAUUUCGCUAUCGCUUUCAUCAACACCAUCCGGUGGAGCAACGGGCGUGUUAAAUAACACCGCUGCAAAUAGCGCAGGCCAAACAACCAGCUUACUAGUAUCAGUCCCAGUGACCAACACAACGCAGGUUGUGAAUACCAUUAACGCCAGUGGCACUAGCAACAUACUCUCUGGUAACUCACAGACGACACAAACAGUUGUCCUUACGAAUCCACAGACGAGUGGUUCUAGUUUGCUCUCUCUUCCAAUUGCUCAAAUCGUAACAUCCGGCAUGAAAGGACUCGGCCAGCAGGGUAUACGAACCGGCACACCGUUAACCGUUAAUACCGGUCAGGCUGGACAGAUUCAACUGCUUAACUUUAGCCAGCGUCCCCGCACAGGACAGUUGCCCGUAGUGAGCUGCUCCGGCACAACGCCGAUAACGGCCAAGCAGCUGGCAGCGCGUGUCGCUCAACAUCGGCAACAAAUGGCUACAGCAGGUGGAUCGACAUUAAAAAUAGCAACACCUAUUACUGCAUCCCAUAAUGCGGCACAGCUGAGCAAUAACUUGAACGUGACCUCCAACACCACGGCAAACCAGCUAAUUAUGAGUACGAAACAGCUGCAGCUCAAACUGCAGCAACAACAGCACGUGCAGCAACAGCAACAGCAGACUCAGCAGAUAAUCGCAGCAACUAGCAACCAACAGCAGCCCGGUACGACCCAAAUACACAUUCAGCAGCAAUCACAGCAAGCGCCACAAUUGCUGCAACAGCAACAGCAGCAGCAACAGGCCCAAUCCCAGGCUACGCAGCAAAUCAACAUUAUUAACAAUACGGUGAUGACACCACUGUCGCUGUCUAGCCCGGUUUCAGUGACAAGCACCGUAGUGGCCCAGCCUACAGGAGGGCAUCAAAACAUAAACGCAAUUACAGCAGCAGCCGCAAGCGGAAAGCACCGACGAAGAUCGGCUGCCGAAAUGAAUAAGUAG
Anopheles marshallii is the source of this 6153-nucleotide messenger RNA. RefSeq lists its product as uncharacterized. Gene Ontology annotation, molecular function: transcription coregulator activity. The transcript has 8 exons. Gene Ontology annotation, biological process: regulation of transcription by RNA polymerase II. The record is from RefSeq and is a predicted model, not a curated record. Bases 1 to 6153 code for a protein of 2050 amino acids. Lineage: Eukaryota; Metazoa; Arthropoda; Insecta; Diptera; Culicidae. Gene Ontology annotation, cellular component: SAGA complex.